AUGAAUUAUUGGCUACCAUUAAUCAAUUGGAUUAAUGAACAACAAAAUGUAGAAGAAAAUAGAUUAGAUUUAAAUGAAAUAAAAUCGAUGUUAAUAUUAAAAAUUUAUUAUGAUUAUUAUUGUCAAGGAGAAAAUAAUUUAAUGUUAUUACAUGAAUUAUUGGAAACAUUACAAAUGAACAUGGAAUUUAGUCCAGAAGAAAUACAAGUAUUUCGUGUUUUAUUAGAGCCAGUCGAAAAUAUGAUUGGUUAUAAUGACGAAAAACAAAAUUAUUUGAAUGAAAUAUUUAAAAUUGAUUCUACAGCAGAAGAUGAAUUAUCUAUUAGACAUUCAUUGGUUAAUUUAAUCAGUAUGAUAAUAUUGAGUGGUAAAGAAACUUUUCUUUGGAUAUUUAUAUUUCAACCAUUAUUAUUACAAGAUACGUAUGGUUUUGGUUCAACAACAGACACUGUUAUUAGAAUGGAUGGUAUCCAUUAUGAUUGUGGUUGUAUUUUACGUGAAACGGGUGAUUUAAUGCAAUAUUCUAAUAGAGUAAUACGACCAAAUGCUAUGAAUAUACCAUCAAUUUAUGUUGCUUAUUAA
Didymodactylos carnosus is the source of this 582-nucleotide messenger RNA. The record is from the annotation of a GenBank genome assembly. Lineage: Eukaryota; Metazoa; Rotifera; Eurotatoria; Philodinida; Philodinidae.